Messenger RNA from Eruca vesicaria subsp. sativa (arugula), 309 nucleotides. Lineage: Eukaryota; Viridiplantae; Streptophyta; Magnoliopsida; Brassicales; Brassicaceae. The record is from the annotation of a GenBank genome assembly.
AUGGAAACGUCGGUUACGAUGAGAGAACACGCGCCGGGGGUACGGGAUCGAGCGCGUUUGCAGGAUGGUGUUUGGUCACAGGUGGUUAACGUUAAAGACGUAGCGAACGCUCACAUUCGAGCGUUUGAGAAUCCAAAAGCUAAUGGAAGAUACUGUUUAGUGGAAAGAGUUGAUCACUACUCUGAAGUUGUUAACAUCUUGCAUGAUCUUUACCCUGAUUUUCUACUUUCUGAGAAGUGUGCUGAUGAGAAAAUAUAUAUUCCAACAUACAAAGUGUCUAAAGAGAAAGCAGAGUCUCUUGGGAGUUGA